AUGAUUGGAGGAUGCACAACGCGUCGCGCCAGUGACGUAGUCGCGUCUUGCAUCCCAGCUUCACAUCUCCCGACACUUCACUCCAUCAGCAACGUUACAAUGCCCCGCCUAGACGAAAACACACAAGAGUACCUCCAAGAUGCCGAGCGUGGUGUCCGCCGCCACACAUCUUGGGCGUGGGACAGCUUCAGCAACUUUGCGCUCCGCGACAACGUGCUCGAAGUCGCCGUUGGUUUGAUCCGCAAUCUCGACGAGAAAUUCGCGAUUCUCAAGCAUGGCCCGCACUACAACGGCACCAUUACCAACGGCUACAACACCGUCAAGCAAGCGCUCGAUGACGGCGCUGUGGUGUUUGCAUACGGCAGCUUUCUAGAUAAAGUUGUGCGGUUCGUGUGCAUUGCGCUGACCCUGUGGAUUAUCGCGAUUGCGUAUUCGAGGGGCUCGGGGGAUAACAUUGUGAAGAAGCAAGUCAAGGUAAGUCGUGGCAGCCUGUAG
Messenger RNA from Parastagonospora nodorum SN15, 495 nucleotides. RefSeq lists its product as hypothetical. The record is from RefSeq and is a predicted model, not a curated record. Gene Ontology annotation, molecular function: mechanosensitive monoatomic ion channel activity. Gene Ontology annotation, biological process: intracellular water homeostasis; monoatomic ion transport. The transcript is spliced from 2 exons. The coding region runs from base 1 to 495 and encodes 164 amino acids. Lineage: Eukaryota; Fungi; Ascomycota; Dothideomycetes; Pleosporales; Phaeosphaeriaceae.